AUGCUGUCAUCUCUGGACAGAAAGACCACACUGCUGGGUUUUUACUAUGUCCUUCCAGGUAAAAAAGAUGCAUUGCUUUGUGGAUUUAGCAUUGGAGCUGGGCACUGCCCAGAGGGGUUCCAUUGCGAAAAAGCAGGACAAAAUCCAGACUAUGAUUACACCAGUUUUGACUCCUUUGGUUGGGCCUUUCUCUCUCUGUUUAGACUGAUGACGCAGGAUUACUGGGAGACUCUUUACCAGCAGACAUUGCGAGCAGCUGGGAAGCCCUACAUGUUCUUUUUUGUGCUGGUGAUUUUCCUCGGUUCCUUUUAUCUGAUCAACCUGAUCUUGGCUGUAGUAGCUAUGGCCUACGAGGAGCAGAGCCAAGCCACCAUAAAGGAGACGAAGGAGAAGGAGGAAGAGUUUAAGGCCAUGAUAGAGCAGCUGAAACAGCAGCAAGAGGACGCUCAGCUAGCAGCAACUGCAGAGGCUGCAGAGAGAGGCGAGGCCAGUGAUAAACCCAGUGGCCCGGAGAGCUCUUCUGACUCUAAGCUCAGCUCAAAAAGCGCCAAAGAGAGACGCAACAGAAGAAAAAAAAGGCAAGAUGAUGGCAAAGGGGAUGACAAGAAGGUCCCUAAAUCCGAGUCGCAGGACAGCAUUAAGAAAGGUCGCUGCCGCUUCUCUGUGGAUGCAAACCAGCUCAACUAUGACAUGAAAUGCUCACCCACGCAUCAGUCCUUUCUGAGUUUUCGUGGACCCAUGUUCUCAUCCAGACGGAAUAGUAGGACCAGCAUUGUCAGUUUCCGAAGCCAAGCGCAGGACGUGAGCUCAGAAAAUGAAUUUGCUGAUGACGAGAACAGCAUUUUUGAGGACACCCUAAGUCGAAGGGGCUCUUUGUUUUUUCCCCGGACUAGUGAUCGACGCAGCAGCAGUAUGAGCCAAUGCAGCUUCUUGUCGCAUCUCUUACUUCCACCAAAUGGGAUCAAGCACAGCUCUGUAGACUGCAAUGGGGUUGUGUCUCUGGUGGGUGGGAAUUCACAGCCACUGUCACCUGUGGAGCUACUUCUGCCCAAAGUGACGGUAGAUAUGGCCUUCACAGGAGACCACGCUGACACCACUGACACAGAAUACAGACCGGGUGGAGGAGCAGACCAUGAGUGUAUUGACUUCCUUGAUGGCCCAGAGGCUAGACAGAGAGCUCUCAGUACAGCCAGUGUCAUAACUAGCACAGUGGAAGAGCUUGAAGAGUCGAGGCAGAAGUGUCCUCCUUGCUGGUACAAUUUUGCCAACACUUUCCUCAUCUGGGAGUGUUGUCCGAGAUGGUUGAGGAUCAAGAGGAAGGUUAAACUAGUUGUGAUGGACCCCUUCACGGACCUAACCAUCACCAUCUGCAUUGUGCUCAACACAUUGUUUAUGGCCAUGGAGCAUCAUCCAAUAUCUAUCCAUUUCACCUGCAUGCUGCGUGUGGGAAAUUUGAUUUUUACUAGCAUCUUCACGGCAGAAAUGGUCUUCAAGAUCAUUGCUAUGGACCCAUACUAUUACUUCCAGGAGAAAUGGAAUAUUUUUGAUUCAAUCAUUGUCAGUUUGAGCUUGAUGGAGCUGGGCUUGGAAAACGUGGAAGGCAUGUCUGUUCUGAGAUCAUUCAGAUUGAUGAGAGUAUUCAAGUUGGCUAAAUCGUGGCCCACUCUUAACACACUAAUCAAGAUAAUUGGCAAUUCAGUGGGGGCUUUGGGCAAUCUGACGCUGGUGCUGGCCAUUAUCGUCUUCAUUUUUGCAGUUGUGGGCAUGCAACUGUUUGGAAAACACUACAAGGAGUGUGUGUGUAAAAUCUCUGACAAGUGCAUUCUGCCCCGUUGGCACAUGAACGACUUCUUCCAUUCAUUUCUCAUUGUGUUCCGAGUGCUUUGUGGAGAGUGGAUAGAAACCAUGUGGGACUGUAUGGAGGUGGCUGGGACAGCCAAGUGCAUCACUGUCUACAUGAUGGUCUUGGUUAUCGGAAACCUUGUGUUGCUGAAUCUGUUCCUGGCCCUGCUGCUGAGUUCAUUCAGUUCUGAUAACCUCGCGGGGGUAGAAGACGACACGGACAUGAACAAUUUGCAGGUUGCCAUUGGAAGGAUUCACAAUGGCAUUGCCUUCGUCAAGUCCCUGCUUCGAAGCAGCUGCAAUAGUGUCUGUCUCAGGAGGAAGAAGAAAAGGAAGGGUGAAGACAAAACCCUGGAUGAGCUCCACAGACCUUUAGGGCCAAAUGGUGUACCCAACCAUACCAUCAAAGACUUUUCUAAGAAUGGAAAUGGGGAUGUGACCGGAGUAGACAAAAAUGGAGACAAGUACAUAGUCAGUAGCAAGAGUGAUGAUUCCAUUAUGUCUUUCAUUCACAACCCUAGUCUGACUGUCACUGUUCCUAUUGCUCUGGGAGAAUCAGACUUUGAAAACCUCAACACAGAGGACUUCAGCAGUCUCUCAUCUGAUAUAGUAGUAUGCCCUGAGAUUGUGGAAGAGGAUGACCAGGUCAGCUCCUCAGAGGGGAGUACAAUAGACGGUUUGCCAGGCGGGGAGGGAGUAGAGUCUGUGGACUUUGAUUCAGAAGAAUUUGCUGAACCUGAUGCCUGCUUUCCUGACAGGUGUGUGCGAAAGUACCAGUGUUGUCAAGUAAAAGUGGAAGUGGGCUGGUGGAAGGUGUGGUGGACGCUUAGAAAGACUUGUUUCCGGAUCGUGGAGCACAACUGGUUUGAGAGCUUCAUCAUUUUCAUGAUCCUGCUCAGCAGUGGAGCACUGGCAUUUGAGGACAUCUACAUUGAGCAGAGGAAGACCAUUAAAACGAUGUUGGAGUUUGCGGACAAAAUCUUCACCUACAUCUUCAUUCUGGAGAUGUUACUGAAGUGGGUGGCCUAUGGAUAUGCCAAGUAUUUUACAAAUGCCUGGUGCUGGCUAGACUUCCUCAUUGUCGAUGUCUCAGUGGUCAGUAUGGUAGCCAAUGCCAUGGGAUAUUCUGAACUUGGUGCCAUCAAGUCUCUGAGAACCCUUCGAGCUCUAAGGCCACUGAGAGCCCUUUCUCGGUUUGACGGCAUGAGGGUGGUGGUCAAUGCCCUGCUUGGAGCAAUUCCUUCCAUCUUCAAUGUGCUGCUGGUUUGUCUCAUCUUCUGGCUCAUCUUCAGCAUCAUGGGAGUAAACUUAUUUGCGGGGAAGUUCGGCUAUUGUGCCAACAAAACCUCAAAUGAAGAGUUCCCUAUAUCAAUGGUGACAAACAAGUCAGAAUGUGAAAAAAUGGCCAAUGCUCGUUGGAAGAUCCACAAAGUCAACUUUGACAAUGUUGGUAUGGGAUACCUUGCAUUGCUUCAAGUGGCUACAUUCAAGGGCUGGAUGGAAAUCAUGUAUGCUGCUGUGGACUCUCGAGGCAAGGAUGAACAUCCAGAUUAUGAGAACAGCCUGGAAAUGUACUGGUUUUUUGUUGUUUUCAUCAUAUUUGGAGCCUUCUUCGCUCUCAAUCUCUUCAUUGGUGUCAUCAUAGACAACUUCAAUCAGCAAAAGAAAAAGUUUGGAGGUCAAGACAUCUUCAUGACUGAAGAACAGAAGAAAUACUACAAUGCCAUGAAAAAGCUGGGGUCAAAGAAACCACAAAAGCCUAUUCCUAGACCAUCAAACCAAAUUCAAGGAUAUGUCUUUGACUUCACCACAAAACAAGCAUUCGAUAUUUUAAUAAUGGUUCUAAUAUGGCUUAAUAUGGUAACCAUGAUGGUAGAAACUGAAGACCAGUCAGAAGAAAAAAAACAAGUUCUUUACUGGAUCAAUCUAGUAUUCGUUAUCAUCUUUACUGGAGAGUGUUUGUUGAAGAUGAUCGCGCUUCGCCAAUACUACUUCACAAAUGGUUGGAAUGUAUUUGACUUCAUCGUCGUCGUCCUGUCAAUCAUCGGAAUGUGUCUCUCGGAACUGAUAGAGAAGUAUUUUGUUUCGCCAACAUUGUUCAGAGUCAUCCGAUUGGCUCGCAUUGGCCGUGUGCUCCGCCUUAUUAAAAGUGCCAAAGGAAUUCGCACACUCUUGUUUGCCUUGAUGAUGUCACUUCCUGCCUUGUUCAACAUUGGUCUCUUGCUCUUUUUGGUGAUGUUUAUCUAUGCUAUCUUCGGCAUGUCAAACUUCGCUUACGUCAAGAAGGAAGCAGGCAUUGAUGACCUUUUCAAUUUUGAGACAUUUGCCAACAGCAUGAUCUGUUUGUUCCAGAUCACCACCUCAGCAGGGUGGGAUUGCCUUCUUGCGCCCAUUCUCAACAAACAUGAAGAUGAUUGUGACAAUUCCACAGAGCAUCCUGGCAGUGAUAUUAAGGGAGACUGUGGAAAUCCUCCUGUGGGCAUCGCCUUCUUUGUGAGCUACAUCAUCAUCUGUUUCCUGGUUGUGAUAAAUAUGUACAUUGCUGUUAUCCUGGAAAACUUCGGUGUGGCCACUGAGGAGAGCGCCGACCCACUAAGUGAGGAUGAUUUUGAAACGUUUUACGAGGUCUGGGAAAGGUUUGAUCCUCAUGCAACACAGUUCAUGGAGUACAAAAAGCUUUCAGAAUUUGCAGAUGCUCUGGACCCACCGUUACGUAUACCCAUGCCUAACAAGAUGGUACUGAUCUCUAUGGAUCUACCCAUGGUGAAUGGUGAACGCAUUCACUGCCUGGACAUUCUGUUUGCAUUCACAAAACGUGUUCUUGGUGAAGGUGGGGAGAUGGACAUCCUAAGGGGGCAGAUGGAGGAGCGCUUCAUGGCCUCCAAUCCUUCCAAAAGCUUUAUCUUUUGAUAUCUGCGCAGCUUGCUGGUUACGGCGGUAAAAGAUGUCCUUGUAGUCGUCCAUCCAGACCUCAGCCA
This is a messenger RNA of Notothenia coriiceps (black rockcod), 4820 nucleotides long. Its product is annotated as sodium channel protein type 1 subunit alpha. Gene Ontology annotation, biological process: neuronal action potential; sodium ion transmembrane transport; membrane depolarization during action potential. The coding region runs from base 1 to 4752 and encodes 1583 amino acids. NCBI's taxonomy places the organism in Eukaryota, Metazoa, Chordata, Actinopteri, Perciformes, Nototheniidae. The record is from RefSeq and is a predicted model, not a curated record. Gene Ontology annotation, cellular component: voltage-gated sodium channel complex; plasma membrane. Gene Ontology annotation, molecular function: voltage-gated sodium channel activity. The transcript is spliced from 23 exons.